Messenger RNA from Lethenteron reissneri (Far Eastern brook lamprey), 6439 nucleotides. It is a transcript of the gene NFRKB, whose product is annotated as nuclear factor related to kappaB binding protein. Gene Ontology annotation, molecular function: protease binding. The record is from RefSeq and is a predicted model, not a curated record. Lineage: Eukaryota; Metazoa; Chordata; Hyperoartia; Petromyzontiformes; Petromyzontidae. Gene Ontology annotation, cellular component: Ino80 complex.
UGCGGGCGAGGCUACACGGGGCCCUUUGUCUGUGUGGCGCUGGGCCCGCGCCGCCCACGCGCCGCGCUCUCGACGCGAUUCGCGCCGCAGAUUCGCGCCCGCCGUGCGCCGUGACCAGCAAACUCGAGCCGGCAGACUGGCAACACAAACCAGAGGCGCCUGUAUCAUCCCGCAGCAACACGUCGCAGCAGAGCGUCUUUCAAGAUAUCGGAAGGGACUGUGAUGCCAGCGUAGCGGCAAACUGGCAUUCUGCUGAUUUGGCGUCUUUCCCCCGACGGCCGGACACACUCGCAGAAGCUAUGGAGGCCUUGGACAUGAUGUUGGCCGGGGAGCCUAUGGAGGAUGACGAGGAGGAAGAGGAGGAGGAAGAGGAAGGAAACGGCCAAGAAGAUGGCCUUUGUGAGGAGGACGACGAGACGGACGAGGAGGAGGACGACGACAAUGAGCAGGAGUCGUGUGGGCCGGCCAUGGAGGAGUGUCUGCUGGCCGGGGAGCUGGUGAGCCUGCCGGAGACGUUGCUGGAGAGCCCGGAGCUGUGGGCCGAGGUGCUGUCGGCCGACACGUGGCGCGAGGCCCUGUCGGACGCGGAGCGCGCGCGACUCUGGGCGCUGCUGCCCUCCUUCCCUGCGGAGGAGGCGGAGAACCGCCACGCCACCCUGCGCGCCCUCUUCUCCGGUGAAAACUUCCGGUUCGGAAAUCCGCUAGAAAGCGCUCAGCGCAUGUUCCAAACGGGCUUCUUCAGCCCCGAGGUAGUGCACUACAGGGCCCUGUGCCGCAAGGCGCAGUACAAGCGCUACCUGCGGCUGCAGCAGCAGCGCACGCGUGGCCUACUGCGCGAGAUCCUGCUAUCUCGCCACGAGCUGCUGCAAGCCGCCGCGCGGCAUCAGCCCGCGGACUCGCUCAAGCGCAAGCGCCGGCUGGAGAGGCAGGCAGGCAGAGAGGGUGCCGAGGCCAGGGAGGAGCGGGUGAGGAAGCGGUUUCGCAACAUCCUCAAUGAAAUUCGGGAGGAGUGCGGCGACCCCAAUCCAUCUUCAGAUGAGGAUGAAGAAGACCCACAGCUGCGAAGAGGAACCAGGAGCCCGGUCUCCACCACCGCCGCAGCACCGCGAGUCCUCCCUACUCUGUGCACACAGGACAUGAAGACGCUGGACAGGGAGGAGAUGGGGGACGAGGGGAUAAAGUCAUUGAUGAAGAGUCACCUGGCCAGACGGAAGAUUCACCCGGACGAUCCGGCCCUGGACACGAGCGAGCUGACCCUCGGCGACAUCCUCACGCGCAUGAACGUGCCCAACAAGAAGGGGGGCGGAACCAUUUCGGAGUUUGCGGGGCUCGUGGUGCCGCGGCGCCGGAUGAAGGAGGAGAAGCGCCGUCGGGGAAAAAUCAAGCAGGAGGGCGACGUCGCUGUGGAGCAGCCGUCCGUCUCUCCAGACGGGAGCUGCCCGGUGCAGGAGGCAGAGCUGCCCUCUGUGACGCCCAAGGCGGAAGUGCCGGAAGACCUGUGGACCUCGGAGAGGGAUGGGAACGCUCCUUCGUGUUUCUUCGGCCUCCUCCGCAAUCUUUUCCUGCCGGACGGAAAAGCCAACUCGGCGGCACUGGAAGAGGGUGUAUCUGCGUUCUUAACCUCUCCAGCUGCUCAAAGCACCGGCUGGGUUCUCGCGGGGCAGAACUGGCAAGAGCUCGUGCCGUCUUCACUGCAGUUCCUGGCCGGAGACGCCAGCAUGACGCUGCCUUCGUUGCCCCCAAAUUUCGCUCCCUAUGUCGACUACAAAGACAGACUGCAGCAGUGGAAGUGGAUCGGCGGCGGCCGCGACUCGAACGGUGAAAUGGAGGUGCUGUGCCAGCUGUGGUUGGAAACGAAAGAUCAGAGCCGGUCAAAAGAGCGCGAGGAGGGCGAAAUCUUGCCGCCCACGCCGCGGGUGAGGACCGACUACGUUGUGCGUCCGAGCACCGAGGAGGAGAAGAGAGUCUUCCAGGAGCGGGAGCGGCAGCGCUACAGCCAGCCGCACAAGGCGUUCACCUUCUGCAUGCAUGGCUUCGAGUCGGUGGUGGGGCCCGUGAAGGGCGUGUUUGAUAAGGAGACGGCACUGAACAAGGCCCGGGAGCACUCCCUGCUGCGCUCAGAUCGUCCCGCCUACGUCACCAUCCUGUCCCUGGUUCGAGACGCGGCGGCGCGACUGCCCAACGGCGAGGGGACGCGCGCCGAGAUUUGCGAGCUUCUCAAGGACUCGCAGUUUUUGGCUUCCGACGUCACCAAUGCGCAGAUCAACACCGUCGUGAGCGGCGCCUUGGACCGGCUGCACUACGAGAAGGACCCCUGCGUCAAGUACGAUAUCGGCCGCAAGCUGUGGAUCUAUCUGCACAGGAACCGCAGUCAGGAGGAGUUUGAAAGAAUUCACCAGGCGCAGGCUGCAGCGGCGAAAGCCAAGAAGGCGUUGCAGCAGAAACCCAAGCCGCCGGGCAAAGGGAAAUCCGGCUUUAAGGAGAUACCGAUGCUCGUGCCUCCCGAGGGAAACGCGAGCUCCCUGGAACCGUCCACGCCCCCCACGCCGACCUUGAGCACCACGUCGUUCGCCGCGGUGUCGGCACACGCGGCCAUCUCAAAGAUCAUCACCCCCAAGGUGGAGGAGAACGAGAAGGCUCAACCGGAGAGCAAGGCUGAACCGAGCUUGCAGGGACCGAGUCCUCUUUGCCCGAGCCUCCCGGUAAUGCCACAGAUAAGCGGCCUCAUCAAGUCGCCACAGACGCCAUCAUCGGAACCGCUUCCGGUCAAGAAGCUGAUCCCCCCGACGCCGACGGCGCAGCAGCUGGUGGCGUCGCAUCACCCAGAAGUCAACGCGAGGGCUCCGGCGCCGGACACGCCGACUCCGCACACCUCCCGCACGGUGAUCAUCGUCACCUCGGCAGCCCCCUCCACGCCGGCCCCGGCUGCGCGCGUUUCCACGGCGACCGUCACCGUCUCCGCGGUGACAUCCCCGUCCGUGGCAACGGUGUCCAUUGCCAGCCUGGCCGCCUCCGUGGCCCUGCCCGCGCCCACAUUUGGCGCGGCCAUCUCUGCGCCGCUCACGGUCGUCUCCAAGGGGCUGGCGGGCGCAUCCGUGCACUCCGCCACCCCGGCCACGUCCGCCGCGUCGGCCGCCGUCUCCAAGGCGACGCCGUCCACGCCCGUCAUCGUCUCCGUGACGGGCACGGGGCCGUCCGCGCAGCUCAAGACGCAGACGGUGGUGAGGAAGGUGUCCCUGGGCGCGGGCAAAGGGGUGACCGCGUCGAAUCUGCGCAUUCAGGGUAAGGACGUGACGCCGCUGCCCCUGAGCACCGUGUCGCUGCCCCGGGGGCAGCAGGUCACCCUCACCACCGCGCUGGCCGCGCUGCCCCGCACCCAGACUGUGCUGCGCCUGCCCCACGAAAUGGCCGCCGCUCUCUCCAAGGGGCAGCUGACCACUCUGAAGGUCACCCCCGAGCUGCUGUCCUCGCUGGGGGUUAGUCGGGGCAUGUCCGGCACAGCCGUGCUCUCCCCGCAGGGCAUCCUAUCGUCGGCCACGGUCAUCAAGGCGACGCCGGAAAUGCCCGACCUGGAUUCCUCGCCCGGGGCCGCCGUGAAGAUGCUUCCUCGCCCGGGGCUUGCCGAUCCAAAACCCGGCGUAGGACUUUUCCCCGCGAGCGGCGCCUCGAGCGCCGCCACGCUGUUGAAGUCCGUGACCGUCUCUUCCCUGGCGGGCCUCGGCCACGCGCAGACGUUUCUGCGAGCGGCCAUCUCCACGGCGUCGGCACCGGCGGGCGUCGUCAAGUCCAGCUUCGUGUCUUCGGGCGGCAUAACGUACAGCACCCCGCCGCACGCCAGGUCCACCGUCACCUCCUCGGUGCUCGCCACGCAGCCCAGUCUGGGCGGCGCCGGGCCGGCCACGGGGAUAUCGGGAGGCGUCGCCAAGCCGGGGGCGGGGACGGCCGGCAUGCGGGCGAUGCCCGAGCUGGGCAUCAUCGUCGGCGCCGGCGAGGCGCGGGCGGGCGACAACGCCAAGCGGGCUCCCACCGUCACGUCCGCGCGCGGCCCCCUGGGUGCGGCCGGCGCGGCCGUCGCCAGCUUGGCGUCCAUCGGCCUCAGGCCCGCCCACGUCACCGCCACGGUGGUGUCCCACGCGCCGUCGGCCAAGGUGACGGGCACCAUCACGCUGCCCAUCUCGAACCUGCAGGUGCUUGGGCAGCACGGCCAUGCCAAGGGGGGGCUCAUCACCGCAUCGGCGAUUCUUAAGGGCAGCCUGCCCACCUCCGGCCUCGGGGGCCUGGGCCGCAACAUCAUCCUCACGACGAUGCCGGCCGGCGCCAAGCUGCUGCCGGGACACAAGCCGGUGAGCUACAUCACGCAGCAGCAGCUGCAGCAGCUGCAGCAGCAGCAGCAACAGCUGCAGCAGCUGCAGCAGCAGCAGCUGCAGCAGCAGCAAGUGCGCAUUCAGCAGCUGCCACAGGGCACCGUGGUGUGCCCCGCCGUCUCCAUGCCAACCGUCGUCAUGACCACCGAGUCCUCCACCGACAAACAGCCGCCGGCACAGCUGCACAGUGCGACAGCGCCGCAGCAGCAGCAGCAGCACAUCACCAUAGUCACGCAGGCACAAGCAGCACAGCCAACGCCAGCUCAUCCAGCGCAGCACAGCAAGGAGAAGUCGUAGCUUCGGUGGCGCGUGUAAUGCCCUGCACAGAUCAAGUUAUGUGUAGCAACUGGGAUGCUGCCGGAGUGUAAUGGCUUGCACACUGGGCUUGAAAUCCAGAAGUCGCCGCUUUGAUCUCCCGACACGGCAGUUGAAACAAUGGGAAAGGUUUAUUAAAAUCCCCCCUGUCCCACCGCCGCCGCCGCCGCCUUUGUCAAUGCAACAGUCCCUGAGCAGUCGAUCAGAAAGUCACGUGUUGGUGUGAAGUGUGGGUACUGCCAGCUCUUCCAAAAUGGAUGGCCAUCAUGGAAGAUUCGGGGCUGUCUGGAGCUCCCUCUAGUGGAGGCCCUUCUGCCAACAGUGGACACGAGCAAGCAAUUGCGGGGCUGCACUUUCAGCUUUUACAGCAACAGCAGUUGUGGAGUGGAAGAGCGAGUGACGCAGGAUGUAAAAUGAGGGCAGCGCUUGGCAGUGUGAGUGCAGACACCACCUUAAUGGCUGGCAAAAUGUAGAAAAUUCUUUGUCCAAAAUAACAAUUAUAUUGUUUGUUAUAUUUAUUUUUUUGUUUGUAUUCCUCUCUGAACUCUUUCUCUUUGAAAUGAACAUUGCCAAAUCAUGUUACACAUAUUUGGGCAUCAAAGCCAGUCUGGAUUAACCGGUACAGCACUUGCAUAGAUGGUGUUCUUUCAAAGUUACCUUUGCUAAGGGAAGAGCGGAUACGUUGAUGUGGAUGUUAAGCGAUAUGGGUGCUCAACUGUCAGAUCGGCCAAGGCUGGCUGGUAGUUGUGUUUGUUUUUUCUGCACAUCUGUGUCAUCCGUUGUGUAGUUCUGCAUUGCCUAUGCCAGGGCACCUAUGCAAAAUAAAGAUCGCUUUCAAUUUUACCUGCAGAGUAACAUUCCGAACUGAUGUCGUGUUGCACGUCUCGGUCAGCAGAGAAUGUGUGGACCUAAACAUUGGUUGCGGAAUACUUCACACGGCACGUGUCGAGGUUGCAAGUGACCCGAUCCUUGCAACAGAGUUGAACCCGUAAAACUGUCAGAUUUCUUAAAACAUAACUCGCGUCCGUUGUACAGAACAAUCGUUUCAAAAUCAUCUCGGAAACCCUUUCAAGUAAAUUCUAGUUGUGCACUAAAUGACUAAAAUACAAUACAUUUGGAAUAAAAAAUGUGCAGUAAUUUUAAGUUUGGAUGCAAUCACUUGACUUUAACAUUCCUCGUGUUCCAACUGUUUGCUGUUUGGCCAACUUGACAUGUCCAUCGUAAAAUGUCAGUGCAUAUUGGACUCCGCUGUGGUUUGGAGGCUGGUUCAUAUUGGUUUUUAUUUACAACCCUGUGUCAAUGCACUGUUAGAUGAAGGCCUCCCCAUGUCACGGUAGUUAUGGAGGUUUUUUGACCAUACUUUACCCUACUGGCCAGUGCAUGUUAGUGAAUGUGGGAAGGUCGGGGCCAAUUCAGAUAUCACUCUCGCGACUGAUGACAGCCGUGGCCGGGAAUCCACAUCGGGUUACAGGGUUCGUAGUGCGGCGCACGAACCGCACCAUUACGUUUAGGCACGGUCAAACAAAGCCACAGCCAAGAGGCAUCGCGAGCCCUUCAUCCAGCGGUGGAUUGACAAAGGGCUGUUUCAUAUUCCACACGAGAAAUUACCAUCUGCCCUGUGUAGCCUCAUGAUGCAUAUCCUAACGUGUCGUUUAUUUAGCAUGUCCGCUUUAGAAUUACAACCGUUGCUUUUGCUGUAAAUUCCUCCAAUUGCUGUUGCCUUAAGGGUGCUGCUGUUUCUGCGCGGAUUGCUCAGUAAA